AGUGAAAUAUGAAAUAUGAAAUAUGUGUUGGGUGUUCCAAUAGCUAGAGUUGUUAGUAGAGUUGAACGACAGUAAAAGCCUGGUCUCACUCUAAACUCUUUAAUAAGAGAAGAGAAGUUGGUCCAGAAAAAACGCAAACCGCUAUGCCACUGUGAGUAAGCAAAAGAAAAGAAAAGAAAAGAAUCGUCAUGCAACCUUGUAGCAGAGAAAUGCAAAGCCUCAACUCCCUCUUCAACAAUCAGCAGCAGAUCCAAAUGGACCCUGCUACUUCUCAAGAAGACGAUUUCAUCAAGCAGAUGCUUUCUACUAUCCCUCCUCCACCACCUCCUUCAUGGAACCUUGACCAUACUCCUCCUAACCCUAAGCCUUACUGGCUUGACAACGACAAUGUCGCUUUCCCUAACUACGACGACCCUUCCACUCUCGCUUCCAAGUUCCGUAACCACCAGAUCACCGCUACUUCCUCCUCCAAGGCCGCCGCCGCCGCUCUCUUGCUCCAACAGCAGCUUCUCAUGACCAGAGGCCUCUCCGGUGCUGAUUCCGCCAUCCUUCACCACAUGUUUGACUCUUCCCAAAACGACGUCGUCGACGCCUCCUCCUCCUCCUUCAAAUCUCCCAAUCCAAGCUCCGCCGACGGUUCCGUUCAAGCUCUGUACGACGGUUUCACCGGAUCUCUCCAGGGCGCUGCUCUAGCAUCCAAUCAGACUCACCAUUUUCAGCAUCCACAGGUUCAGACAAGUUCAAAUCCGAAUCAGAUGCAGGGGCAGGGGCAGGGAACGAGCCAAGGUGGGAACCCGAACCCGAACCCGGGUCAGCCGAAACAGAGGGUUAGGGCGAGGAGAGGUCAAGCCACGGACCCACACAGCAUCGCUGAGAGGUUGCGAAGGGAAAGGAUCGCGGAGAGAAUGAAGGCCUUGCAGGAAUUGGUUCCCAACGCCAACAAGACAGACAAGGCCUCCAUGCUAGAUGAGAUCAUCGACUAUGUGAAAUUCCUACAGCUCCAAGUCAAGGUUCUUAGCAUGAGCAGAUUGGGAGGUGCAGCUGCUGUUGCUCCGCUUGUUGCUGAUAUAAACUCCGAGGGAGGCGGUGACUGCGUCCAAACCAACGGCAACCAAACGGCAGGGGCUUCAUCCUCCAACGACAGCCUCACCAUGACGGAGCAACAGGUGGCUAAGCUCAUGGAGGAGGACAUGGGUUCCGCCAUGCAGUACCUCCAGGGUAAGGGCCUCUGCCUCAUGCCAAUCUCCCUAGCCACCGCCAUUUCCACCGCCACUGCCACGUGUCACCCCAGGAACCCCAUCAUGAACCCCACUGAUGGACCUUCCUCUCCCGGCAUGUCUGUCCUCACGGUGCAGUCUGCUAACGGCGACGCCGUCAAGGACGCCACCUCCGUUUCCAAGCCCUAAUGACGCCGCUUAGCUGACUUUGUUUUCUUCCGACACAAAACGACAAGAAUUUUCUGA
This is a messenger RNA of Arachis duranensis, 1463 nucleotides long. RefSeq names its product bHLH transcription factor RHL1. Gene Ontology annotation, biological process: regulation of transcription by RNA polymerase II. Lineage: Eukaryota; Viridiplantae; Streptophyta; Magnoliopsida; Fabales; Fabaceae. Gene Ontology annotation, molecular function: protein dimerization activity; RNA polymerase II cis-regulatory region sequence-specific DNA binding; DNA-binding transcription factor activity, RNA polymerase II-specific. The transcript has 7 exons. Gene Ontology annotation, cellular component: nucleus. The coding region runs from base 189 to 1406 and encodes 405 amino acids. The record is from RefSeq and is a predicted model, not a curated record.